Molecule: messenger RNA, 933 nt
Organism: Radiomyces spectabilis
Lineage: Eukaryota; Fungi; Mucoromycota; Mucoromycetes; Mucorales; Radiomycetaceae
Exons: 4
Coding region: 1-933 (310 amino acids)
Cellular component (GO): RNA polymerase II transcription regulator complex
Molecular function (GO): DNA-binding transcription activator activity, RNA polymerase II-specific; transcription cis-regulatory region binding
Source: RefSeq, a predicted model, not a curated record
AUGGAAUUUGAAGAUCUUGUUGAUAUGGAAUGGGUCAAUGCCCAUACAACCAGCACACAUACCACACCGUACAUCAAAGAAGAACCGACUUAUACCGUGUUUUCAAGUCAGCAAGACUCGCCCAUAUCAACGGACAUGUAUCCACCCGUCCAUUUGUCGUUAUCCACCAUUGAUCAAAUCAAACGUCUCAUCGAAAUUGCGAGGCAGCACUUGGCUCUGCGUGAUCAACUUCAGUCACAAUGGCCCCAGGAUUCUUCCGUCAAACAGGAACCGACCUUGGCCGAAGAUAUGAUGUCUCUCGAAGCGUACGCUGAAUCGGACGGCAUCGACAUCAAACGACUGACACCCAAAGAACGCCGGCAACUACGAAACAAGAUCUCGGCUCGCAAUUUUAGAGUUCGUAGAAAGGAGUAUAUCACGGCGCUGGAAGCGCAAGUCGAUGAUCACAAGAAGCACGCUCAGCAACUUGGAAAUCAGUUGGAGAAACUGGAAGAAGAGAACAAACAAUUACGAUCGGAAGUUGAUACGUUGAAACGGCAGAAUCAACUCCUGCUGCAGAAAGCGACGCCUUCCUCGCCACGCAUGGCUUCGCCACUCCACAAAGAUCUCAGUGUGCGUGGGUCCAAACCAAGCGAAACCUACCGUCCCGAUUAUUCCAUCCUCGUCUCACACGUGGUCAUGCCUCACUGGGAUAUCGAUCAAAUUAUCCAACAAAAAACCAAGCCCGUUACUAUUCCCAGCGCAUCAGAUCAACAUAGCAUGAUGUGGUUGGCAGGCCACACCUUGGCAUGGUUGGUGCAACAUCAACAUCUUAUUCCCAAUCAAGCAUAUACCCCGUCCACUGAACCGAUACCAUCUGCCAUAGAGCAAUUAUACGACAAUUUGAUCCUCUCUUCUCUUCGUGCCAACAAUAACACCGCUUUUUGCUGGUAA